Messenger RNA from Penicillium manginii, 1686 nucleotides. RefSeq names its product J domain-containing protein. The coding region runs from base 1 to 1686 and encodes 561 amino acids. Gene Ontology annotation, biological process: cristae formation. NCBI's taxonomy places the organism in Eukaryota, Fungi, Ascomycota, Eurotiomycetes, Eurotiales, Aspergillaceae. The transcript has a single exon. The record is from RefSeq and is a predicted model, not a curated record.
AUGUUACAGCCCGACGAUGUCAAGACAGAUCACUAUGCUGCCUUGGGCGUCUCCAAGGAAGCCGACCUAACCAAGAUUCGUGGAGCCUAUCGAAAGCUCGCAUUGAGUCUCCACCCCGACAAGAUCAAAGAUGAAUCACAACGUGAAUCCGCACGAGAAGAAUGGCAUCGAGUUCAGAAAGCCUACGAGAUUCUCUCUGACGACAAGGACCGAUCCGCUUAUGAUAAUGGACGAGCCAAGUUUCUCGACAAGGAAGCCAGAUUGGCCGAGCUGAAGCGAGAAUUACGAGAGCACCGACGAACCGAUUCUUCAUAUGCCUCCCCACGAGGAAGUGGCAGUGCUUCGGCCCGUGAAAUGCGAAAUGGGCAUAUUGUUGAAGAACGUGUCCCAAUGGAGAGCUACUUCGAUGAUGCGAUGCGAUUCACCGACGAGCCCAACCCAAUGGGUCGCAAGAACGACGAUUUUGGCCGUCGAACAAAGCCAAGGCCAACGGAUGAUAGGAGGAAGGCUCGUGUACCGACGAGUAGUCAGCGCGCGGCCAAGGACCUUCGCGAAUCGACCAAGGCAUCGAAUGCCGACCGGGCCAAGAAGCUCGCCCGAGAGCGUCGCCACGAUGCUUCUGUCAAGCAUGAAGAGAAAUUGGAUUCCUACGGCCCUAGGAUAGUGGAAUCCGAAAGUGAUUCUGAAUUUAGUGGUCCCGAAAUCUAUCUACGGACUAGGGAACCCUCUUCCUCGCGACGAACUCGGGAGUCAACUCCUCGGGAAUCACGAUCGCGCCCGACGAAGCCGGCUCCCCGUCACCGUGACUACUAUGAUGAGGAGGAUACUUACUCCGACGGGUACGAUGCCUGGCAAAGCAAGUUCCACGGUGCCCAGGAGCAUAUUCAACGAUCGAAGUAUGAAGGAGGGGAUUCUCGGCCAAGGACGUCUCGAUCCCCACCUCGACGCCGUGGUUACGACGGUGAACCAGAAAUGUCCGGCUCGCGGCGCGCGGCUCGGUCCUCUCAGUCAACCAGGGAACCCGAUCGUUCCUCAUCUCGCAACAAUUCAUAUGACAAAUUAGACUCCCGCAGUGGAGAUUACUUCAAACCACCAAAGAUGCCUUCCGCGACCACCUCGCCUAACGUGAAGUCGUCAAUAAGACCUUCGCUGUUCACUCGUGCAACCACUGCGACCGCCACUGCUUUUACUCGGCCAAAGCGGGAAAGCUCCAGCCGCAACGAUUCUAGUCUCGACCAAAUGGUCCGUGAAAAGGUCCCCCCAUCGCGAUCAUCGAAGCUGCGCAACAAUGAUUCCGGUUACUCCAGUUCCAGUACACCGGAGAUGCCCCACAGCCAUUCGCCCAAGGUGACCGCUCGCUAUACAAUCGAUCCCGAAACAAUCACCAUCGAGCCUUCGAAGUAUCGCAUGGCAUCACCCGAUCGAGAUCGCGAGCGGGACCAUUCCACUCGCACCAUGCCCCCUCGUGCAAACACCUUUACCGAGCCAUCAAGCAUCAAGAUCCGCUCUGUGAAGCCCUCACGAACCUAUACCGAUGUGGAAUACACUCGACGCGGUGAUGUCAAGUACGCCAAGGAAAUCCGCCCUAGCGAUGCAACCUAUUCGCCCAGUCGUUCUCAGAAGAUCCCACCUUACUACACCGAACGCCAUCCUCCUCCCAGCAGACGGCAGUCUACUGCUGCAUAA